UGCGUUUCAACAUGGCCCCUCGCAGCGGCUCUUCUCCGCCUCAUGGGCCUAGAGUGCUUACGACUCGGUGAAAUUUGAAAUUGAAAGGUGAUACCAGUCAUGUUCUCACUGCUUCCCUGGGUGAUCGUCUCCCUCUGUGCGACACGAGGAAACGGAGGAGACGUUACGCCUCACCUCUUCCAAGGGCAGUCGUAUGCCCUGGCCGCAUUUGGGGAUUUCAACGCCGACAAGUUCACGGACCUCUUCGUCCUCUCGGACGACGGGAAGACCGUGGAGAUCCUGUAUGCCGUUCCAGACGACGAGAUCAACAUGUUCAAGCGGAGCGGUGUGAAGUGCUCCUACGAGUUCCAAAUCACGAGUGUGGUGCCUGGGGAUUUCAAUGGAGACUUUCACUUGGACUUGCUCAUCACCAAGGUCCAAGAGGGAAUGCUUUCGCAUGCCUACAUUCUCUGGGGGGACAAGAAGGACUUGAACUGCUCCCUGUACGGUCCCAUCGUUCUCCACGACGAACCUCUUGUCAUGGAUUACAAUGGGGACAUGAUCCCCGAUCUCUUCUCGCAGAGUCCUGAUGGAAAUAGAACCUUUUGGGUCUUCAGUGAACACAUGAACUUUACCAAUCAAACUCUACCCGGAGGAAGCGAUCUCCCAAAUCUCCGCUUCCCCAGCUCCCAUGCGUUCGUGGACCUGAAUGCAGACACCUAUCCCGAUCUAUUUGUCACGUCGGGAAGCGAUAAGGAAUGGCAGUUUGAAGAAUACCACUCGGUGAAUGGAGUGUUCGAGCAUCAAACACCGUAUGAACCUCCCUCUUCGCUGGUCCACGUGGGCCAGUCGGCUUUCGGCGACGUGGGUCGAAACGGGACCAUCAAUCACCUGCUUCCUGCUUGUCUAGAUGAGCAUUGUAGGCAAUCGACUGUAUUCCUGUACUAUAAUGAUAUUUGGCACGACCUGAAAUUGAACUGUACGCGAGGAACGGAGCAGUGGGGCUUCGCAUACAGGCCCGGUCGGAGUUACAUCGACACCAUCACCAUCAGGCUUGGGGAUUACAGUCUGGAUGGCCAUGUGGACUUUCUGGCAACAUUGGAGAACAAGGACAAUCCUGGUAUCACAAAAGUGGUCCUCUUUGAGCACGUCCAGUGCGAGUCGUGCUUCCUUAAGGCUUCUUUCGUCCCCCAGUGGGACGAACUGGAUCGGUACGAGGGAGCAGUGAUGGGCACAUUUUUCGACCUGAACGAAAACGGACGCUUGGAUAUCAUCCUCGUCAAGCAGCUGCCACCAGACACGCAGAAUUUCAGUCUGGUGCUGCACCAAAACGAAGUGAAGACGAAAUACUUCCUGAAGGCCUCCGUCGGCAGUGGGAUUUGCAACCGCCGUUCCUCU
Darwinula stevensoni is the source of this 1377-nucleotide messenger RNA. The record is from the annotation of a GenBank genome assembly. NCBI's taxonomy places the organism in Eukaryota, Metazoa, Arthropoda, Ostracoda, Podocopida, Darwinulidae.